AUGGCAUCCCAAGACUCCCAUUUCAUCGCCCAAAAGCUGAUUAAUCAAGCUAAAAAUGACUGCCAAGGUCCCUUUUUGGGACCCAUGGAUAAUCCUAGCAGUCACGGAAUGUCUGGCCAAAUGGCUUUUGGAUCCAUAGGCCACCGUGCUCCGCCUUUUAUGACUCCUUACAGUUAUAGCAGUGCUGUAAAGAUGGGCAUGGCCCACCCUGGCGGAAACCGGAUCUCCAGCCAGUUGACCGUGCCAAACUUAGGCCACCAAGCUCCGACGGCUUUGGCUCCAAAUACUGCAACUGUGAUUGUCAACGGGGCUAGCAACCCAAAGACCAAUCAUGUCGAGCUUGACGAUGACAGCAGUAUUUGUGUGGAUGAACUCGAUUGGACGCCUCCUCCUUUUGACGAACUCGAUUGGACCCCUCCUUUCCAAGCCUGCUCAGUACGAGUUUUCGAAGCCACCAUGCAGUCGGACAUCGCUACGGCCAGCCAAUCCCAUGGCAAGGGAAAGGCGAUACAUGUUGGUUCGGUCACUUCGAAUGAAUCUGAUGAAGCUCCCAUUGAGUCUUCCAUCAAAGGUAAAGGUCCGGUGGUGGAAGUCAACGUAAUGGGAUCUUACAACCUGAAGCUCAGUUAUUUAAUGUACACUGAAAAGGGUGUGAAUCCCCUCAAAAUCUCGAGUCAAAAGUUGAAAAACAGCAUCACAAAAUGGAUGCCUUAUCGAAUCGAUCCAACCACCAAGAUCAUCGACAUCGACAACAACUCUUUCAUUGCCCUGAAAGAUAUUCUUUUCACUGUGGCCGAUACGAUUGAUACCGAUGCUCCGGCGGGUGGUAAUAGUGCAAUUUUCAAAUUGGCUGACGCUAGUGGAACAGUCACCAUCAAUGUUUAUAUCGAUCGACAUGAAGUUUUCAGUAGAAGCAAGUGUCGCAAACUUGUUGAUGAUCAAGAUGUGCAAGACUUCUUUGCAGCGGUCCAGGAUUGCCCUUUGAGAGAGGCCGGCAUGACAAUCUCGAUGGCUGACCCUGCUAAGUCUGCCAAACUUGCUGACACUAAAAUCGUGAUGGCUCAAACCCGACUCAAAGCUAUGAGCGCAAUGAACAAUGUCACGGUCACUGCUUCUCAAUUGACCGAUUCGCUUCCUCUUGACCCACUUCAAGUCCAACUUGAAGCUCUAAUCAAGAAGUAUGGCAGCCUCGACAAUCACAGCCGGGAGGGUUGGCGUGUGUAUAAACCACACGAAGCAUCCAAAUACAUGCAGAUGAACUAUGAGCACUUACACAAAUGGGCUCAAGAAUUGGCCGAAUCUCGUGCUGGAGUUGACUUAGAUAACCCACCUAUGUAUCUUGAAGGCUUCAAAUGGACCGAUGUCAAACGACCUCUGUCGACUGCCGCUCCACAACACUCAGCCAAAAGAAUCAAAGGUUCCAACUCAAACUAUUCCCAUAUGGGCACCCCGGGUGGAUACUCUGAGUGUCAGGGUUAUCACAUUGAGGUCAAUCGAGAGGAGCUUGAAGAGUUGAAGAAGUAUUGUACAUUGGAGGAAUUUCUGCUUGACGCGGGGAUAGCCCCUUUCCUCGUUGACGAUCUUUCUGAGCGGUUGGCCAAUCACCACAUCGAUAGUUUUGAACAAUUCCUAUUCCCAGAUUUAAUGAACAUCCGCGACGUACUGGCUUUAGGAAUUUCUUGGGGAAUCGCGAUGAAGCUCUUUUCUCAAAGCCGAUUAUUUUAUCAACAAAUGAAAAAGGAACUGGCCACCUGCAAUCGAAUCUUUGCUCGCGAGGGCCCCUAUAACUUUAAGUCCUCCACCACCACCCCCCAUAGCGGGCCAAGCAACUCGACCCCGCGUGCGCGUCAAGCUGGACCAAGUUGUGUUCCUGACACAGCUCCUAAGGCUGGAACUAGUCGUUCCUCUGGUCUUUAA
This is a messenger RNA of Melampsora larici-populina 98AG31, 1917 nucleotides long. RefSeq lists its product as uncharacterized. The coding region runs from base 1 to 1917 and encodes 638 amino acids. The record is from RefSeq and is a predicted model, not a curated record. The transcript has 6 exons. Lineage: Eukaryota; Fungi; Basidiomycota; Pucciniomycetes; Pucciniales; Melampsoraceae.